Messenger RNA from Diprion similis, 4227 nucleotides. RefSeq names its product heterogeneous nuclear ribonucleoprotein 27C-like (gene Hrb27C). The transcript has 9 exons. NCBI's taxonomy places the organism in Eukaryota, Metazoa, Arthropoda, Insecta, Hymenoptera, Diprionidae. Gene Ontology annotation, molecular function: RNA binding. The record is from RefSeq and is a predicted model, not a curated record. Bases 104 to 1456 code for a protein of 450 amino acids.
CGUUCAUUGUGAGGAGCCAUUACCCUCGUCGCGCUAGCAUCGUGCCAUAUUCCCACACGCGCGCUAAAAGUAAUAACAUUUUUGUAGUUUUAAGUGUAAUAUUAUGAGAGUGAAAUCCGAAAUGGACGACGAUGAAAAGGGGAUGAGGGGAGACGAGCGCCCUGGGCGGCACAACUCCCAGUCAAACUCCGAUGCAAGCGAAAAAUUAUUUGUCGGUGGUCUGUCCUGGGAGACAACACAGGAGAAUCUGCAGCGCUACUUCAGCCGUUAUGGCGAGGUUAUUGAUUGCGUUGUAAUGAAGAACAGCGAGUCAGGUCGCAGCCGUGGGUUUGGAUUUGUUACAUUCAGUGACCCAGCAAAUGUUGCCCUCGUCCUUCAGAAUGGGCCACACCAACUAGAUGGACGCACGAUUGAUCCGAAACCAUGCAAUCCACGUACUUUGCAAAAACCAAAGCGCAGCGGAGGUUUUCCAAAAGUCUUCUUGGGUGGCCUGCCGAGUAAUGUCACCGAAACUGAUCUGAGAUCGUUUUUCACUCGUUUUGGCAAAGUCAUGGAAGUGGUCAUCAUGUACGAUCAAGAGAAGAAGAAGUCCAGAGGGUUUGGCUUUCUCAGCUUUGAGGAUGAAGACGCAGUGGACCGAUGUGUCGCCGAGCAUUUCGUCAACUUGAAUGGAAAACAGGUUGAGAUAAAACGGGCAGAGCCUCGUGAUUCUUCGAGCAAAAUGAACGAAAGUCAUCAGGGUCAAUGGGGACCCCCGCAACAAGGUGGCCCGCCAAUGGGAAUGGCUGGUAAUAUGGGCCCGAUGGGUGGCCCGAACGGACAAAUGGGAGGACCCAUGAUGGGUGGUCCAAUGGGGCCACCGGGAAAUAUGAUGCAGCAGUACCAGGGAUGGGGCACGAGUCCUCAGACUGGUGGGUACGCUGGGUACAGCACCCAAUAUAACGCUCAGGGAUGGGGUGCUCCGCCUGGGCCACCUCAGCAGCAACAAAUUCCACCACCCCCGCCUCAUCAGUGGGGAAGUAACUACAAUGUUCAGCCAACUGCCGCGACUCAGGGUUAUGGAAGUUAUGGUGGGCCAGCGGCGGCCACUUCAGGGGGCUACGGGCCGGCGGCGGGAACGGGGGGGGCUGCGGGGGGAGGGCCCGGGGGCUCCUGGAACUCCUGGAACAUGCCACAAAACGGGCCACCCCCCAGUACACAGCCCCCGCCCCAACCCCCUCAGCCCAACUCCUCGCAGCCCAACUCCAACUCGAACCCCUCUGGCCCGCAGGGGGACAUGUACUCUAGGCAGACUACUGGCUCCGGGGCUCCAGGUUCGAGCAGCAGCUCUGCCAAGACGCCGGAUUACAGUGGGUAUUCCGGAUAUGGCAGUUACGCAGAUACUAGUUAUCCUCAGCGAUCUUACCAGGGUGGAGAAAGCAACCAAGGAAUAGCAGAUAUGGAUGAGACAAGUUGAAGAAAUUUCGAGAAGUCUGAUGACCUCAAGUUUUCGCUACUGUUCUUUGAUGCAUAGCUGAAUAAACGUCAAUCCGUGCGUAUUUAAGAAUAUCCUCCGUGUUGAAAAUAUAUAAAUACUAGAGAUAAAGUGUGGUAACACGAUAUGUUAAUAAUAUUAUAUUUUCCUCUUCUUGUUUGUCUUUUUUUUUUCUUUUCUCUGUUCUGACUGCGGGGCUUUUUUCCCAGAGUUUUAUGUCUAGUUAAAAUAAUAAUAAUAAUAAUAAUAAAAAAUAUCAAUUGUACAAUAAGAACUUGACAGUCACUGCUUGACAGCCAUUUGUCCGAUGCGGUGGCAAAUUUUUAUCAGUGUAGUUAGGUGCGUAAAUUUUAAUUAAAACGGAGGGUUUUUUUAAAUGGGCACUUUUUAACGACUACGAGUAGGGGGCUGAUCUGAAAAGUCUACCUGAUUAAAUAUAUGGCUUAAUUGUAUUUACUCUAGAGGAUUUAUCAUAGAUCUAAAUAAAAAAAAGAAAAUAAUAAUCUAGUGGGCUGUCCACUAAUGUUACAAACAACGAGCCGCGUCUGUUUUGCCUAUAAAUAUCACGUGCCACGAUCUAAUCAAUUUAAGCGCAUCCACCUUACCUCGAGCUAAGCGUGUAGUAUUGGAAAGUGUGCUGGAUGGAAAUUAAAAAAAAAAAAAGCAUAUUGAGGAUCGUACAAGAAUCACAUUAGCUGAUGUCGCAGGUCAUCAAUUUUCUAACUGUCUCUGGACCCGGUGCGGUAUUAAUCUAUAUUUCUAUUUACUUCAGGUUACUCCCUAAAAUUUGUCGUCUUUUCAUGUUAGAUGAAUUUUCACAACCUUUUUCUUACGUGUGGAAGCACAUGCGAAUGUGCGUGCUGAUAGGUGAAGGGUUUUUGUCAUUUUUACUGGGGGGAAAUGGUAAAGUAAAAUGCGUGUUUCAAAACAAGUGGAAAAAAAAAACAAACAAACGAAAACAAACAAUAAAAAUAAAACAACAGUAAUAGAAAUACUUCUCUGGUUGGUAUGUGCAAAUUGUUGACGAAAAUUUCGUUGAUUUCGGGUUUCUGGUGUCCAGCACUUUUCUUGAUUCUGUAUUCUUAGGAUACAGUGAGAAUUUUAACAUGAACGGAAUCAUUCCGAGUAACGUAGACGCAGCUCGCAACAUAUUCUGGGAUCAACACAACAAGGAAACUUAAGGGGAGCUCAAUCAAACCAACCUUACCACUAAUUACUGUCCAUUGUUGAUUAUUUGAUUAACGAAUAAACAUAGGAAAUGAAAUAACGGUUGAGAUCAUGCGUUAAAACAUAGUGAAAUUAACUAAGGCUAUCUGUAUUGUAUUAAAGAAAAGAAAAAAAGAUUUAAAGAAAAAAGAAACACUAGCACUACUAUUAUUAUUAUUCUUAUUAUUAUCUUAAUGAUAAAGUAAAGAAGUUUUUAAGCAUAGUAAAAGUGAUGAGAAACACGUAAGUUAACGGUAAAUAAUUAAUUAAAGAAGUAAAUAAAUUAUUGUAGAGAAUUUCCAUAUUGUACAUACAUUUUUAAUGAAACUGGGGUGCGUUGCAGUAUGUUAUAAUUAAAAUUAAAAUAAAGAGGAAUAAUAAUGAAAAAGAAAAAUUAUGAGACAAGAAAAUCUAUUUAAAAUAAUUAAUUAAAGAUUAUUAUGGUAAAAAUAAUAUAUUUAUAUUUAAUGCAAUAUUAUUAGUAUGUUUAAACAGAGAAAAACGACUUAUUAAAAUAGAUAGAAAAUAGGCAAUUUUCAUUCAAUCUGAUGUUAUUCUGCCCUAUUCGUAUUCGCGCCAAUCAUACUUUCCACUUCGUCUUGCUCUAGCUACGGUUAACGAAUAAGUGCCAACGUUUCCUCUUUAUUUAUCUUUUUUUGAAUUAUCUCUUAUUCACUUUCAAACAUGAACGUUUCAAAGCUUCAACGGCAUUUCUCUAUUACAGUACAAUUCGUUUAAAAAGCUAUUGAUAUACAUAUCUCGUGAUUCUUGAAUUAAGUCACUGACAAAACUACGAUCAUAAGUAAUUUUUUGCUGACAAUAUACACUUACAGGCUCGUUUUUAAGGCCGGUAAUAAUUACGUAGUAUUUGGUAAUUUUGAAAUUUUGACUAGGCAAUAAUUCGUAUAAUACAAAUUUACAAAUUCCUAUAUCUAUCAGAAUAUUACAUAAAUAACAGUUUCUCUCAGGUUUACUCAGGUAAUGAAAAUUGCAUCAAUUUAUAUCAGAAAAGGCUGCGUGUAUUUCAAAACUCAUAUACAUAACAUAGGCAUCGAAUAGGAGAUGUUGUACUUUAUCACUAUGCAGAUUCACACGACGUGUUUGAUUUCAUCCAUCCGCUGGUUCAACCAACGCGUCUUAUGUAUAUAUUGGUAGUUUGAUAUUGAAUAGGGCAGUUCAUUAUGAUAAUCAGUUUCCCUUUUUUUCACUUGCUAUAGUUUUGUUGCGUUUUGUGUUGACUAAUCGUAAUUAUGCCACAUAGUUAGUUAUCGUUUAACUUAAUUAGCUACUAUAUUAGGUCGAUUAAAUAUUGAUAUUUAAAUGAAGUUAUAUAAUAAUAUAUUUGAAUAAUUCCGGGACAUGCGAGCUAUUUAAGCAAGCAACCUGCACACAAAGACUGGAUAUAUACCGGACUGUGGUUUUUAUCAUUAUUGACCGUAUUAAAUAUACAAACCGUAAAUAGGAAAACUUUUCAACAUCUUUAAUUCUAUAGCGUGUGUGCCUGCCUUUCGCGGGUCUGUAAACUCUACUGAUAACUUAGUUGGGGG